AUGGUAUCUGCAGCUUGGCUGCCCGUCUUGGGCUCCGUGCUCAACAUCUUUCUGACCGGCGUCUCUGCUGCUGCCUUCUCCCAUCCUCCUCAACUCCCUGCCCAGCCCAGGACGUUUGACCUCUUCGUCACCUGGGGAAAUGUUGCGCCCGAUGGCUUCUCGAGGGAAGCCUUCCUCGUCAACGGCCAGAGUCCUGGCCCCGUUCUCGAGAUCGAUCAGGAUGACAGUGUCCUCGUCCGCGUGCACAAUGAGUCGCCGUACAAUGUCACGACGCACUUUCACGGCAUCGAGAUGUUGGGAACACCCUGGUCCGACGGCGUCCCCGGUGUGACGCAGAGGCCUAUCGAACCCUCCAAGUCGUUCGAGUAUCGGUUCGAAGCGACGCAGUACGGCAGCUACUGGUACCACUCCCACUUCAGGAGCCAGAUCGAGGACGGUCUGUACGGCCCCAUCGUCAUCCACCCGCGAGCCGACGACCCGAAGCCGUUCCGCAAAAUCACCAAGGACAGGAAGACACUCCGGAAGCUCGUGCAGGCCGAGCGUAACGUGUACCCGUUGGCCAUCUCGGACUUUUCGCAUUACAACGAGACGUACAAGGGCGUGGUGACGUCCGCGUCGCGCAUCGAGGUCUCGUGCUACGACUCCGUCGUCUUCAACGGCCACGGCAGCGUCAACUGCCUGGACCCUGAAGAGGUCAAGGCCCACCUGACGCCCGACCAGCAGGCCUUCCUGGCCCUGGUGCCCGGGUCCGAGAUGACGGACAAGUCCUGCCUGCCCAUCGAAGUCAUGGGCGCCAUCGGCGACCUGGGCGGCGGCGAGAAGGCCAAGCCGGCCGAGAUGGCCAGUGAGAUCUUCGCCGGAUGCACGCCCACUGAGGGAUCCGUCGAGACCAUCUACUCCGAGUCGGGCGAGUGGAUCGCCAUCGACGUCAUCGGCUCCGUCAACUUCAUCACCGGUGUCCUCUCCAUCGACGAGCACGACAUUUGGGUGUACGCCAUGGACGGCUCCUACAUCGAGCCCCAGAAAGUCCAGGCCCUCAGCGUCACCAACGGCGACCGCUUCUCCAUCCUCGUCCACACCCCCAGGCCCGGCGACUUCAAGCUGCGCUUCAACGCCAUAACGGCCCCCCAGAUGAUUGUCGGCAACGCUAUCCUGUCCGUUGUCGAGGGCGGUGGCUGGGGUCGAGGUGCAGGUAACAGCAGCAGCAGCGAUAGCGAUGUCACUUCCCAGCCGUACAUUGACAUUGUCGGCGUGGCCCUGUCCGACGACGUCGUCUUCUUCAACCAGACCAUUGCCCGACCCUUCCCGGCCGAGCCCAUCGCCCAGGAGGCCGACCAGACCUUCAUCCUUCACAUGAAGACGGACGGCGCCUCGUACCUGUGGGCAAUGAACAGCACUCGCUUCAUGCCUGACGACAUCGAGGACGCCAACGCCCUGCCCACCCUGUUCAACCCCCAGCCCGGCCUGUCCGACAACGUCACCAUCUCCACCAAGAACGGUACCUGGGUCGACCUCGUCUUCCUCGCAGACUACUCCCCCAUGCCCUCCCACCCCAUUCACAAGCACAGCAACAAGAUGUUCCAGAUAGGCUCUGGAAACGGCGCUUUCAACUGGACCUCGGUCAACGAGGCCGUCAAGGAGAGGCCCGACCUCUUCAACCUCGUCGACCCGCCCCGUAGGGAUACCUUCAUCAGCCCGCCUGCCGUCACCACCCUCGCCUGGACGGCUGUGCGCUACCACGUCGUCAACCCUGGCGCCUUCCUGCUCCAUUGCCACAUCGACAACCACCUCGUCGGCGGUAUGAUGGUUGUCAUCCAAGAUGGUGUUGACGCUUGGCCCGAAAUCCCUAUGGAGUACCAGGCUCUUGUCUAA
Messenger RNA from Geosmithia morbida, 1872 nucleotides. RefSeq names its product Multicopper oxidase with three cupredoxin domains. The record is from RefSeq and is a predicted model, not a curated record. The transcript has 2 exons. Gene Ontology annotation, molecular function: copper ion binding; oxidoreductase activity. Lineage: Eukaryota; Fungi; Ascomycota; Sordariomycetes; Hypocreales; Bionectriaceae. The coding region runs from base 1 to 1872 and encodes 623 amino acids.